UGGACAUUCUUUGAUUUCGUUCUGCCGACGAUGGUAAAGCUCAGUGGGUAAGGCACAAUAUCCAAUCAAUCCAUAGGAUGGCGUAACGGUCGUGUUACACACUUGGUCAUCAUCAGAAAAAGGGGGAGUACAAGAUGGCUCUCCUAUCACCUGCCCCCAUCAUCAAGAGUCAAGUUGUUCAAGUAACAACACCCCUGGUUGUGAAGGAAAGGAAAGGAAGGAGAACGGGAAAUCCCUUCCAUUUCCCGGAGGGCGCCAACAUCUUUGUCCUGAGGAACGAGGAGAAGGAGCGGAGGAAAAAGGAGUUGGAGGAACAGCGGAGCCUGAAGGUCCAUGAGAAGGUGUCGUUGGCGGGCCGGGCGAGGAGUGUUGCCCUGAUCAGGAGAAAUGCCAAAGGCCCAGGCCUGUUCGAGGAAGAGCCACCGCUCCGCGCUGCCAGGGCAGUCUGGAUGGACGCCCUGAUGAAAGAUCGCAACAUCGAGCGAGAGAGCAUCAAUGAAUACGUUGCAAAAAAGAGAGAAAUGUUUCUUAUGGAGUACUCGGCGGAGGUGAAGCGUGGUGAGAUUGAGCGUCUGCAGCAGCUGGCCUUGUCCAUGGAGAAGAAGCUGGAGCAGGCAGAGCGCCACCUAGAGGAGGACACCGCCAUGUUCGACGAAUUCCUCAAGGAGAACGACAGGAACUCGGUGGCCGCCAUUCAAAUGGCUGAACAGGAGACCAAACUCAAACUGGAGAAGGUGAUGGAGAUCAAGAGAAUCACAGCCAAGAUGGUGGCUGUCAAGAGUGACAUCAGCAAGUAUGAGGACAAGUUGAAGGAGUACAUGCUGUACAAAGACUUCCUGUUCAAGCUGUCACCACCUGAGUGGCAGGAGCAACAGCGAAUCAGGAGAGAGGAGCGCCAUCAGGCCCGGCAUCAGGGGCAGGAGAAGAGUGAGAAGACAGCUAAGAGAGAGAGCCUCGUCAAGACUCCACAGAGGAAAUACUCUGGAGACAAAUCUGCCAGUGGCAGGCGGACGGCAGCCAGCCAUGCCCUUCCCCCAGUGCGAGACGCCAAGGCCCGCAGGUCCUCCAAACAACUCCAGCAACAGGGCGACAAAACAUCGGAAGCCCCUGAGCAUGAAGACGGCAGCUCGGAGUAUGAGGACGAGCCAGAGCUGUUCUUCAGCGACCCUCAGCAGCUGCUGGACCUCCUGACUGAGCUGGAGGAGCAGAACCUGUCUCUGAUCCAGAACACCAGCGAGACCGAGGACUCCAUCGAGGGCUUCCAGAGGUUGAUGGAAAAGACUCGCAAGGAAAUGGAGAAGGAGAUGGAGGAGCUGAAGAUGCAUGUGGAGGUCAUGACCUAUAAAAUCCAGCGGGAGCAGGAGAAGGUCGACGAGCUGGAGCUCAAGGUCAAGCUCUUCGACUUCGGAGAGCUCAAGUUUCAGGAACAGGACACCAUGCUGGACAAGCUGAAGGUGAAGGUGGGCGAGCUGUACCACUGCUGCGUGGGGGAGAGCGGGGGCACCCUCAGCACCCUGCAGAUGCUCGCCGUCAUCGAGGGACGCCUGGAGGAGCUGAUGGAUCGCAUGGAGAACAUCCCCAAAGACAAGCUGCUACUCGCCGAGAAGAACAAGGAGCGGGAGCGGAGGAUCAGGAUGAGGGAGGAGAAGGCGUCACAGCAGAAGCAGAUCCAGGAGGAGCGCAUCAAGAAGGCUCUGGAGAGGUCUCAGGCCGACUACAAGAGAUUUGUGGGUAAAAAGCUCAUGAGCAGGUCCCAGCCUCCAUCUCGCAAGUUGAACGUGGUGCAGCAGACCAACACCACAGAUAGAGAGAAAGAAGACCACCUGUUCUUUUUCAAAGACUGAAAAGAGUGGUGGGCAUCGCCAGUGGCAUCCUUGACAUGUGCCUCUUAGAUUUGUACCAACUAUAUUAUUCUAUGGGAUGGGCUGGCUAUUUUAGAGUCAUUUCUAACCUCAAAGUUGUAUAGAUGGGAUGCAAUUUGUAUAUUUUUCAAAGUUGAUGAGAUUGGUAUAGAUGGGAUACAAUUUAUAUGUUUUUGGGGUAUUGACAGAAGUUUGGUUUCGCAGGGGACCGAGAAGUUGAACUGGACAUAUAUUGAAUAGUUGGGGAAAUGAACGGGAAUGCAUGGCCCCUCUUAAAGUCUAUUUUGUACUUCAUUACUUCUUGUAAUAAAAUCUCAGUUUGAGAA
Engraulis encrasicolus (European anchovy) is the source of this 2188-nucleotide messenger RNA. RefSeq names its product cilia and flagella associated protein 100 (gene cfap100). The record is from RefSeq and is a predicted model, not a curated record. Lineage: Eukaryota; Metazoa; Chordata; Actinopteri; Clupeiformes; Engraulidae. The transcript is spliced from 15 exons. Bases 135 to 1844 code for a protein of 569 amino acids.